AUGACUGUUGCUGAUGCGGAAGCUGACAUUAUCAGAAUUAUCGGAGGCAUUUACAUUGGAGGUAUACAACCUAUUGCCGAGCAUGUUCCUCUGAAUGCUAUCUAUAAAAUAACUCAUGUUUUAUCAGUGAUAAAAUUCCAAGUUAUUCCAGAGUACCUCGUUAGAAAAGGAUAUAUCAUGAAAAACAUCGCAAUAAAUGACGACGAUACGACCGACAUAUUGCAAUACAUCAAUGAAACGAAUAUGUUUUUGGAUCUUUGUCUGUUUCCAGAUGAGACAGAAUACGAUCCAAAAAAAGUUGAUUUCAAACGCAAACCACAGAAAAAUGGUGUAUAUAUACAUUGUCAGGCGGGAUGCUCAAGAUCGGUGGCCUUUACGGUGGCCUAUCUCAUGUAUCGAUACGGAUUUAACUUGAAAACUUCCCUUCAUGCAGUCAAGAGGAAAAGGGCAUCAGCUCAGCCCAACGAAAAUUUCAUGAAUCAACUAAAAAUUUUCGAGGAAAUGGGCGGAGAUUAUGUUAUCGAUAGUCAUCCUACAUAUACACAAUGGAAGUUAACGAAUUCAGCUAAAUAUGAUCCUUCAGGCGCUGAUAUCUUAUCUCGCGAUGACACAUUUGCGAAGGAUGAGGUAAAAGAUUUACACAAGAUGACACCACAGGAACUUGCCAAAGUAACUGUUCUGAGGUGUAAAAAGUGCAGACAAAGACUGGCAUUUUCCACCUCGUUUAUUAAUCAUGAACCACCAAGUAGAGAAUCAUCUGAAGGUCAUUUCAUUAGAAGAGCUGCAGGUUCACAUCGUAUUAUAGACAUAAAAGAAUCACAAGACCAAUGCUCCCACUUCUUCGUAGAACCCUUAAACUGGAUGAAGGAAGAAUUACAAGGAAAGCAGGAAUUGGAAGGAAAGUUUUUUUGUCCAGGAUGCUCCUGCAAGGUUGGUGGAUACAACUGGAAAGGCUCCAGAUGCAGUUGUGGAAAAUGGGUCAUUCCUGCGAUACAUUUGAUGAGAAAUAAAGUUGAUCAAGUGCCACUUAAGGAAAGGACACUACCAAAUAUGAUCGAAUUCAAAGCAGAAAAAGUAAAUGUAUAG
Zygotorulaspora mrakii is the source of this 1086-nucleotide messenger RNA. RefSeq names its product tyrosine protein phosphatase YVH1 (gene YVH1). Gene Ontology annotation, cellular component: nucleus. The record is from RefSeq and is a predicted model, not a curated record. The coding region runs from base 1 to 1086 and encodes 361 amino acids. NCBI's taxonomy places the organism in Eukaryota, Fungi, Ascomycota, Saccharomycetes, Saccharomycetales, Saccharomycetaceae. Gene Ontology annotation, molecular function: protein tyrosine/serine/threonine phosphatase activity. The transcript has a single exon. Gene Ontology annotation, biological process: protein dephosphorylation.